AUGAUUAGGACUAUCAGAGGAUUAGCUACAUUUCCAAGAUUACUUAGUCAUGAAAAUCCAUUGGGUCUUCCUCAAUUUCAGAGAAAAGGUUCAGCUGCAUCUCCUAAUCCCCCAUCUAAGGGACUCCCGGUAAAGCAACACAUUUCAAAUGUAAAAGACAUCAUUUUGGUAUCGUCAGCUAAAGGUGGUGUUGGGAAAUCGACAGUGUCCGUCAAUACCGCGUUGGCUCUCCAAAAGCUUGGUAAAAAGGUGGGCUUGUUGGAUGCGGAUAUUUUUGGACCAUCGGUUCCGAAGUUGAUGAAUUUGAAAGGCGAGCCUCGUUUAUCACAAACUUCAGGUAAGCUAUUACCACUAUCAAAUUACGGCAUACAAACAAUGUCAAUGGGAUAUUUGAUCAAAGAUGAACAGGCUGUGGUGUGGCGAGGAUUAAUGGUGAUGAAGGCAAUUCAGCAGUUGCUAUUUGAUGUGGAGUGGACACCAAUAGAUUACUUGAUCAUAGACAUGCCCCCUGGUACAGGGGACACCCAGCUCUCUAUUAGUCAAUUGUUGGAUAUCUCUGGUGCACUUAUUGUCACCACCCCACAAGAUAUUGCAUUAAUUGACGCUGUGAAAGGAAUUACAAUGUUCAACAAAGUUAAAAUACCAUUGAUUGGAAUUGUGCAGAAUAUGAGUCACUAUAUAUGCCCCAAUUGCAAUCACAAGUCUCAUAUAUUCAAGUCUGACGGUGCAGAGAAAGUGGCAAAGGAAUACGGAAUCAAAGUUGUCGCUAAUAUUCCACUCAAUGAGAAUAUUUGCCUUCAAUCCGAUCUAGGUAAACCAAUUGUAGUAUCGGAUCCAGAUUCACAAAUUUCAAAGGACUAUUUUGAUAUUGCAAAGGCAAUAACAAGUUUUGAAAAAAUGCAACACAAAUAA
Molecule: messenger RNA, 912 nt
Organism: Lodderomyces parapsilosis
Lineage: Eukaryota; Fungi; Ascomycota; Pichiomycetes; Serinales; Debaryomycetaceae
Exons: 1
Coding region: 1-912 (303 amino acids)
Biological process (GO): mitochondrial respiratory chain complex I assembly; iron-sulfur cluster assembly
Cellular component (GO): mitochondrion
Molecular function (GO): ATP-dependent FeS chaperone activity; ATP binding; 4 iron, 4 sulfur cluster binding
Source: RefSeq, a predicted model, not a curated record